Molecule: messenger RNA, 9800 nt
Organism: Clunio marinus
Lineage: Eukaryota; Metazoa; Arthropoda; Insecta; Diptera; Chironomidae
Source: the annotation of a GenBank genome assembly
GUCAAUUCUCGUCCGUUGUUUCUGUAUGUUCGAAUCGAAUCGAAUUAUAAAAAUAUGUCUGUGAUCGUCUUUUCUAUUAAGAAAAAGAAAAUCAUCAUUGCUUCGUUAUAAGAGCAACACAGAGUUUUCAUUUCACAGUUUUUCAAGUCAAUUCUUGUUUAAACUCUCUCGCAAAACGAACGAAUUAUUCGAGUGAAAUUCAUUCGUCAAGAAAUCCUUCCGAAUUUUAAAUUGCAUUCAGUAUAUUUUUAUUUUUGUUAAUGUCGGUAUAAUAGAUAAAUGUGAACACAUCGAUCUGCUUCGAUCAGUUGCAUUUCUUGUAUAGUUGUAUGAAUGGUGUAAAAUUAAUCCAAUUUUUUUAUGAAAUUGCCUACGAGUGGAAUGGAAAUUUUUUUCUUCAAAAAGUGUAUAAAAAAAGAAAAUAGCAAAAGAUUAUUCAGUGAAUCUCUAUGAAACUCAAGGCUUCUCCACAUACGAGUUUCGCUUGUGAAUGAUUGAUACAGCAAUAUCAAAAAGAAAUGAAUUAUUACAAAGAUAAAAUAAGAGAUCAAUAAUAAAGAAAAUUUAAUUUAAAACGAAUUUAUGAAAUGGAUGAAAAUGGAAAAGCAGAAGUUUCGCUGCCGAGCGCAACACGAACAGAAGCACCAGUGGCAACUCAGCAAGAGAAUUUAAUUUGUGAAGUUGAAAAGCUUGAAGAGAAAAAGGAUGAUAACAUUGUGGCUGAUAAAAAUACUGAAGUAAUUGAUAUUAAAAGUGAGGCCAGUGAAAGUGACAAUGAAGAUGUCAUUGCCUCGCAAAAUGAGCCUGGGAAAAAUUCUGAUGUGAAUAUAGACGAUGAGUUUGAGAAAGUUGUGCCUUUAAAAUUUAAAAAAUUAUCUGAAGAAAGCACAGACGAAAUUGAUCAUGAAAUAGAGCAAAUUUUACAAGAAGCUAAACCGUUGGAAAUUGAACUUCCAUUAGAAAUUGCUGCAGAACAAUCGAAAGACAGUGAAAAUAUUAAAACUUCUGGAGAAACUGGGCUUGUCGAUGAGAAAGAAACUGAUCAGCAGAUUUCGUCAGAUAUAAAACCAUUUUCAGAUUCAAAUAAAAGUUUUGAAAUUGCUUCAUUUCAACCAGAAUCCCAGCAGAAAAGCGAGUUUGCUGAGAACAUUUUCAAGCCAAAAAUAACUCAGGCAUCAAUUGAAAUUGAAAUUAAACCUCAAGUAUCUACGAAACCUAUAGAAUUAAUUUCAAACACUGAAAAUAUUGAAGUCAAGCCUCAAGACCUUAAAGUAUCAAUCACGGAAAUUCAAGAAAAACCGCUUCACAUCGAAAAUAACGAAAGCUCAACUCCUGGCGAUUUGUCAAAUGACAAAAUAUCUGAAGCAUUGUCGAGUGAAGCAUUGGUGAGUGAAGAUGAACAAAAGCCUCCAGUACCAAUUCCUACAUAUUUAUGGGAAGACGUUAAGAAAUCUAAGGAACAAGGUGGUUAUCCUUGGACACAUCUUUACAAACAACCAUUGGGUGAUAAUGAAGAGCCAGAGAUUAUUUUAAACUAUAAACACUCUCCAAGAUCUUCAAGGAAACAUUUCGAUUCAGAAUCAGGAACUCCAAAAUCCCAAAAGAAGGUUCGCAUUCAAGACGAAAUAGAAGUGAAAGAGACCGAAAAUUAUAUUCAAGAUUUAUCGGAUCAAGAAGCUGAAGGAGGUGAAAAAGCGAUUAAUAAAGAUGACGCCGAACCAUCUGAAACUUUUGAAGACAAUGAAAAAAUUUUAGAUGAACAAAAAUCGCCUAAAAGCAUUUUGAAAGGUUCCAAAAAUAUUGCGGAAAAUAUUAAACCAAAAGAAUCGAAGUUUGAUUCAGGAUCGUUGAAGAAGAAAAUUAAAAAUCCUUUGCAAAAGAUCAAGAAAAUGGCAGAUCAGCAGUUUAAGAAGGUAAAGUCAAGCAAACCAUCCAUCAAAAAAAUUCCUGUUUCUAAGAAUGACCUCGCUCUUAAUGAUGAAUUGAAAAUUUUAAAACUUAAAGAGUCGCCAAAAUCUCAGCAUCGUGAAAUUACAUCCUAUGUUGUUAAACAAGAUAGUGAAGACUCUUUAGAAAUUCUCGAGCUUGAUGAGUCACCUAUGGAAAAUCGGAAGCGUAAGAAAGCUGAAAAUGUUAUGGUGAAGCCUGACGAGAUCAUUGAUCUUCCUCUAUCUGAUGAUAGCAAAGAAAAUAUUUCACAAACAAAUGAACAAAAGGAGCAAAGUGAUAACGAACAAAGAGAGAGUACCGUCGAAUCUCAUGAAAUUUCAAUCAGUGGAAGCUCAUCACACUCUAAAGAUGGCACAUCAAAGAAACGAGACCAUGUGUAUGAAGAUAUAGAGGAAUAUAUUUCUAGGAUUACAUCUGAUAAAGAGAAUGUUGAGCGUGUCGCUUUUGAACAUGAUGAAAAGUUGGAAAGAAAGCCUCAACCAGGUGAAAUUGAUCCAGUUUUUGAUGAGUUUUCGAGAGAAUUAAAUAAACGAAUACGAAGAUCUUUGAGUGUUCAUGACGAAAAAACUCGUCAAGAUUUUGCCGAAGAAAUCCCACAAAUUAAAAUGUUAGAGACGCAUUUGUCAAGUCAAGAAAAUCAAGACGAUAAUGAUAAAAAAAUUUCUAAAAAAAAUAAAAAGAUGAAAAAACAAAAAUCAACUGAGCAUGAAGACGAAGAGAAUUCGACUACGCUUUCAGCUGUCGAAACAAAAAUUGAAAAUUUAAUCUCUAAAAUCACGUCCGAUAAUGAACAUGUUGAACGAGCUAGUUUUGAAGAAGAUCCUAGAUUAGAGCCAAAACCAGGUGAAAUUGAUCCAGUGUUUGAUGAGUUCUCUCGUGAAUUGAAUAAAAGGAUUCGAAGAUCUUUAAGCGUUCAUGACGAGAAGCUUCGCCAAGAAAUUUCUGAAGAAAUCACUCAUGCCAAAGAGUUGGAUGAAACAUCAAUCGAAAAAAAUCUUUCUAAAGUCACGUCUGAGGGUGUCACCGAAGAACAUGAAAUACCAGGAAAUGAUUCAAUGUCAAACCGUAAAAUCGAUCCCAUUUUCGAUGAAUUUUCUAAGGACAUCAACAAUAGCAUAAGAAAAUCUUUGACAACUCAAGAUGAAAAAUACCGUCAAGAACUUGCGAAAAAAAUUCCAAGAAUCGAAGAAUUAGAAAAACAAAUAUCCGAUGAAGAUAAAGAAGAAAAAAUCGAAGAAAUUUCAGAUGUGCAUAUUAAACAUUUACAUCUUCUUGCUCCGAUAUCUUCAAUUGAUUCGACAUCUUCAGAUGAAGAUAGAAAAACUCAAUUAUCGAUUCUUGCUGAAGAAAGUGAAACAAGCGAUAACAAGAAAAAAUCGUUUGACGAUUCUUCAGUUGAUAGAGAAAUAGAAAGUUUAAAGAAUGAUGGUUCAGACAUAAGCACAACUUUAAUUGAAGAUGUGAAUAAAAUUAAAGAUGAGUCUAAGGAAACAAACUUAUCGAUAGAGGAAAAUAAAAAUAAUGACAAAACUUUGAAACAAUCUCCGUCGAAACCUCAAGACGAUUCUUGUCAAAUUGUGAAAGAAGAUGUUUUUGUAAAACUUCCACAAGAAAGUUCGAAAAAAAUAAAUUCUCGCUGGUCAAAAAUGAGAGCAGAAAGUUCCCAUGCUGCGCCUCUUGAAGUGCGAUGUGCAUGUCAGUUUUAUCAAACUGAUUCUUUGAUUCCUGAGCGAAUAAAUCCCAUUGGAUCUCGACCACCUUCUCGUGCGGGUGAAAUUGAAAAGCCAAUUUAUUGCUCUAAGCACAAUAAUCUUGAAAGCACAGCAGAGGAAGAGAAAUUGUCUGGAAGUGUUUUAAGUUUCGGAAAGUCAUCCGUACCCGAUUAUUAUGCUGAUACGAAUAAUUCAAUUCAAAGUGAAGAAUAUCGAUAUUCAAAUAACAAAGAAAAUGAAAGUUUGCGUCAAAUAAAUCAGUCAAUAACUUUUGAUGGUAAAAAUGUUCCCUCAAUAGAAAUAGAAAACUAUCGAAGAGAUUUUCCAACGACUGGUUCUAGUUUUGCGACGACCUCAAUUGUUCAAUCAAAUGUCACUUCUCCAUAUACUAUGAAAAAAGGACAAUUUAGUAGUCAAAAAAGUUUAGAUCGUUAUUCGACAUCGACUUUACUAAACAAAUAUCGACCAAAGUCUAAAUCUCAAGCACCGUCUUUGCAAGGCUCGUCAGCAGAUAUUCGAACAUCUACAAAAAUGACUAAAACAGUUAGUUUUGAUUAUGGAAAGUCUUCAAAUGUCAAUUCAAAUGAUAAUCCCAAUUUUGAUCAAUAUCAUAGAAUGUCUCCAAUGGUAUUUCCCAUUCGAGACCGAAUGCAAAAAUUGGAACGAAUGCAUGAUAGUCGUGAUCACGAGUAUGAGCCAAUUUCAGAUCCCAACGAAAAUGUUACCGACCUUGAUCAACCCGAUACACAAAAUUCUGACAAGAAACUCUUACGUACUCCAACUGAAGACAGUGAAGAUAAUAUAAGCGCGCAAGAUUUCCAAAACGAAAUCGAAAACAGAUUUUUCAAACAGGAAAUUGCCCCAAUAGUUGAUGAUGAAACCCAUGUUCAUCAGGAAAACACUUUUGAGGAAGCUGUUAUUAUUGAUGAAGGCCCAGUAACCAGAGAAUUGCCAAAAAAGAGAAAUAUUAUAACCAGUGCUCAAGAACAAGGAAAAAAUCUUCACAAAAAGAUUAAAGCUCAAGCAGGCAUGUUGAAGUCAUCGCUGGGUAGUAAAAUGAAAAGAAAACCAAAGGAAAAACCUGUUGCUGCAGAGGUGGCGAAAGAAGACGAAGAGAUGACUGCUGACGUGGAAAUGUUUACAGAAUCUGAAGUUGUUGAGACAGUGACUGUUCAACCUAAACCUCAGUCCAAGUCCAAAACCUUCAAAAUGCCCAAUUUUGCAAAGAACAUUAAAAAGCCGUCCUUGCCGAAAUUUAAAAAAUCGCAAUCAAAUAAACCUGACGAGAUUUCUUCAUCGGAAGUACCCUCGGAGCGUCCAAGCUUGCCUGAAUUAAAGAUUGGAGAAAGAUUUGCGAGGUUCCGCAAGUUGGGUAGAAGUAAGUCAUUAAAAGAAGAAUCUGCAACAAAUGAUUCGGAAUCAUUUACAACGCCUGAAAUUGCUACAGCUGAACCAACAAAGAAACGUUUCCAUUUUGGAACUUAUCCUCGUAUGAUCAGAGACAAAUUUAAGAAACAAAAAUUACCCGAACGAAGCGAUCAAAGUGUUCGAUCUGAAUCACCUCCAAUAGUUGAAUUUAAGAGAGUUACAGAGACUUUCACGCAAAGGGGACCCGUAGCAAGUCGCUGGCCUGAAUAUCAUCAAGAUAGUGAAAAAUAUCAACAGUUCCACAGCGAAUCUGAAAUUGAUCGAGAGUCUUCAAUUGAAAGACGAAUGAGAUUAGAUUAUGAUCGAUCAACUGAAGAAAGAGAAGAUUUUGAAAUUGUUAAACGUUUGUUGUCAGAGGAACAAAAACAACUCGAUGAUAUGGAAAACGAAAAUCACGAGAUUCAUCUGAUGGCUCAAGAAAGAUACAAGAAAUCCGCUGUAGAAAGACAAAGUUCUGAUGAUGACAAAAUGCUUUGGAGUGGAAUGUUAAACAAGGACGUAACAGAUGAAUUUCAUGAGCCAAAUGCUUUGAAAUUCGAUGAUUCUGAAAAAUAUGCUUUAGAUUAUUAUAAGAACGAAUCUGAUUUAAAUCGUUCCUACACCCCACAAACGAAUCAAGAAACUCAGAGCAGCGGAAGUUCAGAAACUCGACGACGUAAAGGAAUUUUGGAUGAAGAAGAUGAUUACUUUCUGAGAGAAAAUAGAAUUUCAAAUGAAAUUCAUAUUGGUGAUUACAUCAGUUCAGCCAUCAAAGAAGGUUUGAGUUCACCCGAAGAUAACGCUUUGUCAAAAAUGGGAAAAUAUGAUGAAAAGAAAAGCGAUUUUAUACCAGACAAACCCAUCAGGUCACUAAAGCGUAAGAAUAAAAAAAAUCAAGAAGACGAUGGUGAAGAUGAUAACAAGUGGAAUCGUGAAAAUACUUUAGGCUUUAAAGAAUUUUAUAAAACCUUUCCUGAAGCGCAACAAGGCCGUCAUCAAACCAAAAGCUUUAGCACUGAAGGAGAUGCUGAAGAGGAUAUCGAUUUAAAUCGCGAUGAGCUGGUUGGAGACUCUUUCGAUGUUGGAGAUGAAAUUAUCGAUGACUUAAGUGAACAAGAUUCGUAUUACCGACAACAAAUCUUAAAAGGUUUAGAGCAUCCCGAUUUGAUCUUGGCAAAAGAUGAUUUUGACAACGACUUGGAAUACAAUUUAUCAAAUUUGCCUGUUCCACCUACGCCUCCACGUCGCCGAAAAAAGAAAAAAAUUCGAGCCUUCCAGCCAUUCGUUGCGGUACGAAAUGAAAGCAUUACCGACAAAACACCGUUGGCAGAACAAAAUAUCACAGUUUUUCAAUCUCAACAAAAAUAUGUUCCUUUAGCACAAGAGGAAUAUUUCACUACACCCACACCUACACCACGACGUACUAGGUCACGUUCAGAAAUAUCUGCACAUACUUUGGACGAUGCGGAAUCUUUUAAGAAAGAUUCCGUUGAAGGUUUUACCGCUUUCCAUAAUCAAGAUAAAGAAAAUGGUUAUGCACUAGUAAGAAAAGAAACCCCAUCACGACCUGUUCGUCGUAAGCGCUCAACAAAAUCCUUAGGGGAAAGACAAUUUGCAACAAUGCCGCAUAUGAAACGAGACGGUGAUACACCACCCCAUAGACCUGUUCGUAAUUACAGCACAAUAAUUCCAAGUAAACCGCCACGAACAAAAUCAACAGGCAGCUUAGUUGAAAUUUCAAAAACUAUUAAAAAUGACGAUGAUGAUUAUGAAGAAAUAUUGGAUAAUAACGACAAUAGCAUUGUUCACCAACGUCUAAAAUCUGGAGAAAUUGUGAAGAAAAUGAAGGACAGGCCAUUACCACCCCCACCACGACCUAAACGAGAAAAUAAAAAGAACAAAAAAGAUGAUGGCAAUAAUGAUGAUAACAAAUUUGAUAAAGAUGAUGGCGCUGAAAAAGUAAUUGAAUCGUUAACAAUCGAAACAGACACUGAAAAUGUUUUUCUUGAAAACAUACAUGACGUGCAUGAAAGUGAACCAUUUGCAAGUGCAUCUUUGCCCCGACAAGACUCAGAUUUAUCAGAACCUGAUAAAGUUAUUGAAGUUGAAGUCUCAACCCAAACCGAUCCCGUGCCUGAUGAAGAAUUUAUAUGUGAUGACGAUGAAGAUGAAAACAUUGACAUCGACCUCGGCGAUGAAUUUUUAACUUCUAAUGGCAAAAUGAAAACUUUAGAAGAUAUUUUGAAAGAAGAACAAGAAGCUGAAAUUGAAAGAGCUCGGCAAUUAGCUGAGGCUGAAAAUCUUUCACGUGGAAUACAGAGAUUUAGAGAUUCAAGUCAGCGUUCAUUAUCAGAACGUUCAAAAGCAUCUGGAGAUCGUUCUAGAUCAUUAAGCAGACCAAUUACGCCUUCUGCGGUUUUAGUUGAACAAAAGAAAUCAUCACCAAUUAUGUUUAAUAAUGAAGAACAAACAUUAACUGAGGCAGGACUUUUUAUUCAUCCAAUAACUUAUGAUGACUUUGGAAGACCCCCAAGUGAAGAGGAGUCAAAUUUAAUUGAACAAACAACUGAAGCUCUCGAUGUGAAUAAUAAUUUCGAACUCGUGAACAUCAUAAAUGAACCGACGAUUCAACAAAACGAGCCAACUAACAUUACUUUGAAUAUCAUACCUCAAGAUGAUUUAAAUUUGGAUUCAGAACAAACACCAAAUGACCAAGAAGACGUUGCUGGCGAUAAAGAAAAAGAUGACGAAUAUUUCGACAGAGACAUGCAAAGAAAAAUUGAAGAAAUGAUUGAAUCUGUUAUGAAUAGUGCGAGAGACGAAGUUGAUUUGAUAAAAACGUCAAAUGAUAACGUUGUUGAAGAAGUGAAAGACGAGAUAGAAGCACUACAAGCUCCCCCUUUGCCACCACCAAGAAGAAAAUCAAAUAUUGAAACCGCAGAGAAAACAAAUGAGAUUAAGGAGAGUUCAAGAGUUGAUGGAACACAAAAUGAUUCAAAAAUGUUAUCACCGCAUGAAAAUCAGACACAUCAAGAAGAAUUUUCAGCACUCGAACAAGUGCAGAGUGAUUUCCAUGGUAAUCAAUUAUCAAAUCGCCUUCAUCUUCCUAAUCUUGAGAUCGAUAACCUUAGCGUUCAUUCACUUCAAGCAGGAAGAAUAGUUGCAUCAGAAAUCGAUAGCAACACAAUAGUUACAAACGAACUUGAGUGCAAAUCUAGUCACAAUAUAACAAGUGACGAUAAGCCAAUAGAGUUCCCUCCUGGCUUUAUAGAAGAGAUAGUCGAGAGAGUAAGAAAUGCUGAACGUGUCGAACAACAUAAGCAACAUGACCCUUCACAACAACCGCAAAGAGUUGCUGACGAUGAAAAUGCACCAGUAAGACCUCCUUUACCAACGGAAUUUAAUUAUAUAGCAGUACCGCCAGCUUUUUAUCAACUGAGAGACAAUUCAGAAGAAGAUGCCGUUCAUCAUCAGUCAGUGCCACAAAGACGUCGUCGUCAUCAGAAUAGGAAAAGAGAUUCAACGUCGGAAGAAGAUUAUCAGAAAGGUCAAAGAACUAAAAGUCGAGGUGGAACUUCAAGCGAUCAAUCUGUGUUGGGAGCAGGAAGUCAAUUUAUACGUGCUUGCGGAAAUGCAUUAAAAGAAUCGGGUGGACAAUUAAUGGAAAUUUUGAGAGCAAGCAGUAAAGAUGAAAAUAAGCGUGACUUGCAUCUUGCAUUAGUUAUUUUGAUCAUUAUUGUAGCAGGACUCAUUCUAAUGGGAAUGGGUGAUAAAUCAGUUCAUCAUCAUCAUUGGGAUUUCUUUAAUCCUCCGGAUAACCAUGGCCGUUAGGAUAAAACAAAAAAAAUUGAAUGUUUCUUACUUCUUUUGCAAUUUUAGUGUGUAUAUGAAAGUUAUUAAAAAUGCAUUUUUUAAUCCAUUAUCUAAUCUAUCACACAAUAUUGUUUAUCUCUGUCCUCGAAGAUAUUUUUCUAAACAUCUUUCAUAUCUUCGAAUUUCAGACACAAAUCUAAUAAAUUUUCUUAAUUUUAUUUUUUGAAUAUCAUUUUUCAUAAUUUUUUAUUAUCUCAUUUUCACUUGUGAUCUUAUGUUUUUACAUUAUGGUUCAUUAAAAUUUUUCAGAUUCAUUUCAGUUUUGCUACAACUCUUAAAAGAAUUUAUUGAAAAUAUUGUACACUUAAUUUUUGUUUUGUUUCUUUUGAUUGUUUAUAAAAAUUUCAAGAAAAAUGGAAUAAAUUGAUUUGAUUUAAAGUUCAUGAUUUUUUUAAAAUUCUUGUUUUGUAACUGAAUUACAUAUCUUCCUAUUUAUUUAAUUAAGGCAUAUAGAUCUUUAUAGCCAUUGCUUACUUUAGUUCUAGCUGCUAAAUUGAGAUAAAAAAUUAUUUUUUGGCGAAUAAAUUAAAAUCGCAUUAUUUAUUACUUGAUAAAUCAUGAAUAUUUUAGUCUUUUCCUGGUCAUUCUCUAUGUUGUUGAUGCUGUAAGGAAGUUCAACUGCUGUCGAAUCUCCACUCGUUUUAACACGAGAUUCAUAAAAUUUAUUUAAAUAGGUUUUCGCUUCAUGAGAAAUUAGAUAGUUUAUGACGAUUUUGUUGUGAAGACUACUGUCUUAACCCGAACAUAAGCCGCUAGCUUUUAUUCGAAUUUUGCUUGAAAAAUGCCCUGCGGCUUAAAAUUCGAUCGAAAAACUCGAAUAAGAGCACGACUCGAAUAAAAGCUUUUUUGACCAAAAAA